AUGAGUUUUUUUACCAGUCUUGCCCAAAAGGCUUAUGAUGUGGCUGGAAACAUAUCCGGUGGACGAGAUUAUGUAACAUCAGCUGCUAAUGCGUUAAAUCAAGUGGUGAAAGGAAAAGAUCCGCAAGUCUAUCUUAAGGCCGGGAAUAUCGUUCAAUUUAUCUCACGUUCCUCGGAGCGAACCAUUCAAAUAGUUAUGUCGAAUAUGAAUAACAAACUCGUGCCAGACGCCGCUGGUGGAAAAGGACCUUAUUAUCAAAAUUCUCAUUUUCGCGUUGUCGCCUCACAAUAUGAUCGAUAUUAUUUUCAUAAUAACUACAACUAUCUUGGAUUUAAAAAUCAUCAACCGUGUAUUGUACCUUCUUCAGCUGAAGCUCCACUACCGUAUGAAUGUGAAUUUCGAGUUCAUAAUAUGUUAGGUAGUACAACGCAUAUAUAUUUGGAAUCUGUUCAAUCUCCCGGAUUUUUUCUUAGUUUCAAUCAAAAUGGAACAAUUAGUAACGAAGCAACAUGCCAACUCAAAAAUAAAAAUUCACAAUUUCAAGUUGCAUUAAUUGUUUCUGGACCUGAAGCUACGCUUGUGAACAGUACUACUAUGAUAGACACUUCAAAUGAACAACCGCCCCCGCCGUAUCAUGUGGCUACAGCAAUGCUGCAACAAAUGGCUGAUGAUACAACAAAGAAUGAUCGUUCAUCUCUAUCAAAUAAAUACUAA
Molecule: messenger RNA, 714 nt
Organism: Didymodactylos carnosus
Lineage: Eukaryota; Metazoa; Rotifera; Eurotatoria; Philodinida; Philodinidae
Source: the annotation of a GenBank genome assembly